AUGGCAACGCCAGUCGUAGGGGCAGCGGCGCAAGUGGGAGCGAGUGGGGGCGCGACGGCAGCGAGGGCGGCGGACGCGGAGAGGGCGCAGCUGGUGCAGCAGCUGAACCUGGCGGGCGUGCGCGCGCGUGUGGCGGAGCUGCAGGGCAGCAUUGCGCGCGUCAUGGGCGCCUUCCACGAGCAGCACGUGCACCUCAAAUGGGCGGAGGCGGUGGCGGCGCUGAGUGUGGUGAGUGCGGGGCUGUACAGCCUCGUGGAUGACGUCAUGCCCAUGCUGCGCUCCUUCGCUGUCUGCCCCGCCACCGUCACCGCUCACAAUGCUGCCGUCCUGCCCAUAAUGCUGUCGUCCAAGCUGCUGCCGGAGAUGGACGUGGAGGGGCGGGCAAGAGAGGACGCGCUGAGGGGGCCACUGGCAGCGCUGCCCGUGGCGCAGCAGCUCGAGCUGCUGCAGCUGCAGGCGAAGAUGGUGGACGUGGCGUGUGAGCGCGCGGAGAAGGUCAUUCUGGAUGCGCGCAAGGCGCACGGCAUCGGGGCGCGGCAGGCGGCGGCCAGCGUGGCGGCGCUGUACGGCGCGGGCAGCACGGACAAGGCUGCUCUCGCCCGCGUCGCCGACCAGGAGAAGCUUCUCAGAAAUGCGCUGGCCACCGGCGAGGGGUUCCGAGUGGCCCCCCAGGCGGCCGCUGCUGGGCCUGCCCCUCCCGCCCACCGCGGCCACCCAGGCCAGGCAGCGCCAGCAGCAGCUGCCCUGCCGCCACACAUGCGACCGCGCAAGAGGAAGCACCCGCAUGACGCCACCACCACUGCUGCACCCGCACCUGCUGCUGCCACCGCUGCUGCCACCACCGCCACUGCCACUGCCGCUCACACUGACGUGCCUGCCUCAUCACCCGCCCCGCCUGCCUCGGCACCCCUUCCUCUGCUGCCCACCGCAUCAGCUGCUCCCUCCCUUACCCCAUCGCACCCGCUCUCCUCCGCUGCUGCUCGCCCCUCCCCGCCCACCGCCCCUCUUGCCCCCUCGGCCGCGUCGCCCUCCCCGCUCACACCUGCUGCUGCCGCCGCUGCUGCCAGUGCAGCGGGUGGGGCGGCACCGCGGCCGCCAGGUGCAGCAGCGGGGUCGGCAUCUCUGCCUGUGCGCCCCGCCACCGCUCCGCUCACCACCCCCUUGCCCUCCCUCUCCACCGCCACUCCCGUCGGCAUCGCACGCCCGUCUGCUGCAGCCAAUCCCAUGCUGACAGCUGGCGGCGGGGGCAGCACAGGAGGGGGAUCGGGGGCGCCGACGAUGCUGCUGGGCAUGCCGAGUGGCAUGCGCACGUUUGAGGGGCUGGGAGGGGCGCUGCUGGGCGUGCCGGGGGGCUGGGCUGGCGCCAUGCCCGCCUCCGCAGGCGCAGCCUCUGGAGGAGGAGCGGUGCCGCUCGGCCGAAUGCCGCCCUCAGGCUCAAGUCUGGUUCGGCCGAACGUACCCAUGGGGGGUUCUGGCCAAGCUGCAGGUGCAGGGUUGGCAGGUGCAGGCAGUACAGCAGGAGGAGGUGGUGGGGUGGGUGUGCCUGGCGCAGCAGUGGGGUCUGGUGGGGCUGCAGCAGGGGGCAUGGGCGACUUUGCUGGUGCUGGCGCCCCUUCCCAUGCAGGGCCAGCAGCGAUGGGCGGGGCAGAGGCGGCAGGGGGGGGUGUAGGAGGAGCGCUGUCAGCGCUGGGCGCCGCCAUGGGUGCAGCAGGGCCCAUAGCAGCGCCACAGAUGAGAGGAAGCUACGCUGCACCGUCCCCGGGCAACCUGGGGCAGGUGGCAUCUGCACAGAUGCACCUGGCCACGAGCCCCCCCCAGUACGGCCUGCAGGCCGGCACGGGCGGGUUGUCAGCCCCGUCGCCCCCCGUGUUCCAGGCUCCGUCGCCCGCCCUGUCGUACAACGCUCCCUCGCCACAGCUCAUGCACGCCUCCCACCCGCACUCGCCCAUGCUCCCCCUGCAGCACCAGCAGCAGCUGCAGCAGCAACAGGCAGCCUCGCCCAUGCUUCCCGGUGGUGGGGGGGGGCCGGGACACGGGGGAGCGCAGCUUCUGCAGCAGCCGAUGGCAUCGCUGAGUCAGCAGAGGCAGAUGCAGCGACUGCACCUGCAGAGGCAGAGGCAGCAGCAGCAGCAACAACAACAGCAGCAACAGCAACAACAGCAACAGCAGCAGCAGCAACAGCAUUUCAACUAG
Messenger RNA from Closterium sp. Naga37s-1, 2193 nucleotides. Lineage: Eukaryota; Viridiplantae; Streptophyta; Zygnematophyceae; Desmidiales; Closteriaceae. The record is from the annotation of a GenBank genome assembly.